Talaromyces rugulosus is the source of this 1236-nucleotide messenger RNA. RefSeq lists its product as uncharacterized. The transcript is spliced from 8 exons. Lineage: Eukaryota; Fungi; Ascomycota; Eurotiomycetes; Eurotiales; Trichocomaceae. The record is from RefSeq and is a predicted model, not a curated record. The coding region runs from base 1 to 1236 and encodes 411 amino acids.
AUGCUCUCCUAUAGCCUUCCAUCGGCUGGCCGAUUCCUGCCUCUUCUGCUGCUAUUGGAACAAUUGAUUGUCCCCACAGUUUGGGCUCUUCCAAGCCAAGCACAGGUAAUCAGCCAGAAGAGCUUCAACGUCUUGAGCGUGACAAAGCCGCCCACGGAGGUUAACGGGACAAACGUGUUUAUUCCUCCUGGUUCGACACUGGAAAGUCUGCUUGAGCGGCCAUUCCACGUGUACGAUGACGAGUUUUUGGGCAUUCUGGGUGAAAAACCACACUUGACACGAAUUGCGCAUUCUUCAAAAGAUCCCCUAUUUCAUGAAGCGGUUGUAUGGUACAAAGAAAGCAAUGAAGUCUUUUUUGUCCAGAAUGCCGGAUCUCCCGAUGCUGGCACAGGUCUUAACAAAUCGUCAAUCAUCGAAAAAGUCGAUCUUGAAGAGGUAGCUGCUGUGACUAACAUGACAAAUGCCGUGGGCCACGUCAAGGUUCAAACAGUUCCAUCAUCACCCAUGGUGGUCAAUCCCAACGGAGGCACAAACUUUCGAGGAAAUAUUAUUUACGGUGGUGAAGGGCAAGGUGACAAUAUAGGUCCUGCGCUAUGGGUCAUGAGCCCAAAAGCGCCGUACAACACAACCAUUCUACUCAACAAUUAUUUCGGCCGCCAAUUCAACUCUUUGAAUGACAUAGCUGUGCAUCCCAAAAACAAAGAUGUCUAUUUUAUUGAUGUAACAUACGCCUACCUGCAGGACUUCCGUCCCUCGCCUGGUUUGCCGAAUGAGGUAUAUCGAUUCAAUCCGGACACAGGUGCCGUGACGAUUGCUGCAGAUGGAUUUAUACGUCCAAACGGCCUGACUUUCUCACCGGACGGUAAAUAUGCAUACGUAACCGAUACGGGUUCUGCUAAAGGGUUUUACGGCAACGAUUACACCAAGCCUGCCUCUAUUUACCGAUUCGACGUUGUAGAGGAUGGCACACUCGAGAACCGCAAAACAUUUGCCUAUGUUAGCCCUGGUAUUCCCGAUGGGAUCAACUGUGACACACAGGGCAAUGUGUACGCCGGCUGCGGUGACGGUAUACAAGUUUGGAAUCCAUCAGGUAAACUGAUCGGCAAGAUUUUCCUUGGAACGACAUCGGCAGGUUUCAACUUUGUUGGAAAUGGUGGCAUAGUUAUUACCGCGGAGACGGACUUGUAUUAUGCGAAUGUGGCAGCACAGGGAGCUUAUGUUGAGAGCGAGAUGUAA